This is a messenger RNA of Periophthalmus magnuspinnatus, 2812 nucleotides long. It is a transcript of the gene cbln1, whose product is annotated as cerebellin 1 precursor. Bases 408 to 983 code for a protein of 191 amino acids. Gene Ontology annotation, molecular function: protein binding. The transcript has 3 exons. Lineage: Eukaryota; Metazoa; Chordata; Actinopteri; Gobiiformes; Gobiidae. The record is from RefSeq and is a predicted model, not a curated record. Gene Ontology annotation, cellular component: glutamatergic synapse; synaptic cleft.
GGCCCUUUGUGUUCAGAGACUCAUCUCUCACAUAUGAAUAAUUGAAGCGCGCGAGAGAGAGCAGACGGAGCUCCCGGCGCGCGCUAUGACUUGUGCUGCCGCGUCACACCGCCACCGCGCGCUACUGCCGCUCCUCGUGUCUCCAAGUCACACAGACGCUGGUGAGAAGUGAGAACCCGCCACACGAGACACAUCCGGGCGAACAGCUGAUUUUUGUCAUAAACGGGAAAAUAACAUAAUAAAGGUGUGCUCGUGCUUUUGUCAGAGUCCGUGAGGGACAAAGAGUUGACGGUAAGCGAGUACUUCAAGCAAGUUAGCGGCAGAGCGAGGAGCGCGGGAAAGUCUUGCUGGUGUUCAGAGAGAGCGGAGCGCUGUCCAGGUGAGCCCGGUGAAGUGCGUCCUCCAGCAUGUUGGUGCUAUGUCUGCUUGGUGCCGUAUGGCUCGCGGCAAGUCCAACCCGUGCGCAGAAUGACACGGAGCCCAUAGUCCUGGAGGGGAAGUGCCUCGUGGUGUGCGACUCCAACCCCACCUCCGACCCCACGGGCACGGCGCUGGGCAUCUCUGUGCGCUCGGGCAGUGCCAAAGUGGCCUUCUCUGCUGUGCGCAACACCAACCACGAACCCUCCGAGAUGAGCAACCGCACUAUGGUCAUCUAUUUUGACCGGGUUCUCGUAAACGUCGGCAAAAACUUUGAUGAAGAAAGAAGUAAUUUCAUCGCACCACGCAAAGGGAUUUACAGUUUUAACUUCCAUGUCGUCAAGGUCUACAACCGCCAAACCAUACAGGUGAGUCUGAUGCACAACGGCUGGCCAGUCAUCUCAGCUUUCGCCGGUGACCAGGAUGUGACACGUGAAGCAGCCAGUAACGGCGUUCUAAUCCAGAUGGAGAAGGGCGACCGUGCCUACCUCAAACUGGAGCGAGGCAACCUGAUGGGCGGAUGGAAGUACUCCACCUUCUCGGGCUUUCUGGUGUUCCCCAUGUAGAGGGCCUGUGUGAGGCAGAGGAGCUGAGGGGAGGUGGACAGAAGAAGCUGCUGAGGACAGGACAAAUACUGAAGAAGAGUAGACACUGGGAGAAAGAGGAACGUUAUAGACUUUUUGGAGCGCUGCUAAAGCGGGGAGGCCGGAGGAGAGAUAUUUAAGUGCAAAAAUAGAUCCAAGAGCAUGACUCAGAGAGAUUAGGAAGGCCAAGCUUUGGCAGCCAGCUUCUUCACCUCUCUUCCUCUACGAUCCAUCCUCUCAUCCAUAUGCUCCACCCACUGUUUCUCUGUGGCUACUGCAGCUUUGGACAGACAAAACCUUUUUUUAUUCUCCUCUGAAAAGCGCAAUUAAUCAUUUCUAGGAGUGAUCAAAAGCCACCGCCACAUCACCAUAAUCCACCCAUUCAUUUAGGUGUAUAGCUUUGGAAAAGGUUCUGAAUGAAAUAUGUCAUUUUUGAAACGUUUGAUCGAUUUGCACUGAUUUUUUGAAUCAGUUUGUUCUCUAAAGCCAAAACAUAGUUUAUGAGGGAGCCCUCCUCACUGAAGACAAAAAUAUGUGCACUGUACUUUCCCCUAAUGUGCUGUUUAUAGCCUGACAUCAAAUGUUUCAUCAUUUCAGGGGUCUUCUGAUACAUAACCUUUGAACCACUAGGGUGCAGUCAGAGUGUUCAUCUCUAGAGGUUUAAACUGUGCAUAUUACUUUAGCAGGACAACUUAUAUCUUUAUGUCCUCCCUUGAUGAUUUAAUAAUGAAGGAUAAUUCUCUGUAUAUUCUAUACAGCGGAUGUUGACACACAGCUGGUGAUGAAGCAGUCACACUCUUGAUUGUUUGUUUCACAAUGUGAACUUUCUUAGAAACACAACCUGAUAUAAAACAGCAAGCAUUGGUUUCCAUCGCCCUACUCCCACCUCCCCCAUAGUGUACUGGAGCAGAGGUCUCUUUGCUCAGUUGUAUAGGUCUCGUUUGCUGGUACACCUGCUGUACAUGCUUAUGAAGAGAAUUCUUCCAAAAGUCAGAACUGACGUGGAAACAUUUUGCUGCAGUCCUCAGUGACUUUUUUGCUAUACUCUCUCAAUCUUAUCUGUAAUCCUAGCAUGUGUGCGGACUUCACGUUGUCCACCGUUGUGCCAUAAAUUCAUAAUAUUUUUGUUCAGCCAUUUUCUCAUGCCUUUCUGCUUUCCUGUGGUUUUCCUCUCUUGGACUAUGUCAGUUCAAACCAACUUUCCCUCACUGUAACCCUGACCUCCAUGUGCGCCUGUGCCUCCUCUGACUCCUCAUGUGUGUCCUAUCCUGCUGCUGCUUGGAUCCUUCCUUGCUUAUUCCUCAAAGUGGGACUUUGGACAUUGAACCACUACAAACUCUAAUAUAUAUAAAUAGUUAAAUACGCACAGUAUAUAGAAAUGGAUCUAUGAAUAUAUUGAAAUGAAAGCCACAAUUUCUAUUCUCCCAAUAUUAUGACAAUGUUGGCAAUGGUAAUAUACUGAGAACUGAAUCUGGUUAAUGACUAUAUCUGUAUUUCUGUAUUUCCGUGUUAUAUAAAUACUAUUCCCAGAGAAACUUACUAGUGAUUGUGUGUGGAAUCUGGAGCUGCCGUCCUGCUCUUCUGAUUAAAACAUUUUUUUUUUUUUUAUUAUUUUGGGUCAAGCCAAGUUGUGACUAAAAGACAACAUCAUCUGAACAGCUGUUUGACUGACUGUAAAUGACAUGUGAAUAUUUAGAAAAGUCUUUCAUUUAACAAUCAAUCAAAUGGGUUUAUGGAUUGUUUUCUGAUUUCAUUGAUCAGAUGAAUUCAAUAAAAACUAAAUGGUUCUUUUAUUUUUGUUAUACCUAUUG